GCGGGCACACUGGCACAGCGAGCAUUUUGUAUUUUUUAAUAUUAGGUUAAACAGCUUACAAUGCAAGCGAUCUGGCUGGGAAUGCCUGGGUUAGUCCUGCUCCUUUCCAUCGCAGCACUUCUGCUGGGCGUCCAGGAUGCGGAGGCCUACGACAAGGAGAUGACGGUCUACGUGGACGCCGGCAAAACAGAGUGCCUAUACCACUCGGUGCGCCAGGGCGAGACCAUUGACUUUGAGUACCAGGUAAUCGAUGGCGGUCACGGUGACCUGGACAUCAGCUUCACCCUGCUGGACCCCAUUGGCCUGGUGAUAGUCAGUGACUUUAAGAAACCGGAGAACGUCCAUCGCCACGAGGUGGCCAAGGAGGGCGACUAUCGGUUUUGCUUCGACAAUAGUUUCAGCAUGUUCAAUCGCAAGACAGUGUUCUUCGAGCUGAUUGUGGAACGCGAGGGCGAGGAGCUACAGGGUGACACGCAGUGGAACGAGGCGGACGAGCUAACUGGUCUCUCGCGGGACGAGUAUUACGAUAUGAAGGUGCAGGACAUUAUGGACUUCAUUGGACGCAUUCGUCUGCAGCUGACCAAGGCCCGCCAGUUGCAGGAUGUGCUCCGUUCGCACGAGGCACGCGAUCGCAAUCUGGCCGAGUCCAAUUUCCAGAAGGUCAACCACUGGUCUAUGGUGCAGAUAAGCGCCAUGAUCGGUGUGGGUCUCAUCCAGGUGUUCAUGCUGCGCAGCAUCUUUGCCACCGGCGGACGGAUGCACAAUUUGUGGCGCAAAUUGGGCAUUUGAUGGGUCGGUCCUGUGUGCGGUGACGAGGAGAAGCCUCUACCAAAGAUGUGUGUCCCAGAGCAACGAGGAUGCAUUUGCAUCGGCAUCCGGCAGCUGGAUCCUCCCCAACUAGUUAGAAUGUAAUUUAUAAAAAAAAAACCACUUGCCAUCAUCAGUAGUUCGUUAGUAUCAAUGCAUAUACGAUUAUAUAUCAUACAUUAUGUAGUCAGGAGAGAUAUAGUAUUCCGCAUAUUUAUAGAUAUGCGGGUGUGUGCUUGUGAUAUACGGGGUGUGUUGUGUGUGCGCGCAUGUUCGUUGCAUUGUUAAACGAAAGCAAUUGUACGAUUAAUGCAGAUAAGUUUGAUUUUAAGAUUAAAAGUGCAGAAAUUUUGUGAAUAAAAGGUUCUUAGUUCUUUAAUAAUUCUGCUGGAAUGGAAGCGAUUUUAAAGGGUUUACUCUAAGCUAAUAAAACUAAUUGGUUGAAAGACUUCCUGUAUGAAUAUCUCACCCAAAAGGCAAAAACGACAUAUCCAGCUAUCUCAUAGUUGUAAAAUGUUUUUAAAAUUGCCAAUUGUUUAGAUAAUGAAUACUUGUUGAUAACCAAACGCCAUUGUAUUCCCAUUACCUAUGGUGAGGUGAACACAAAAAUUACAUUUCGAACUACACUGACAAUUGGAAUCUAUGCAAUCUAUUUAAUUGGAUUAUAUUGUAAAGUCUGGCGCGAACAUCAGUUGUAUUUUUUAAAUAUUUUAGAACUUAUUGAAG
This is a messenger RNA of Drosophila melanogaster (fruit fly), 1533 nucleotides long. It is a transcript of the gene opm, whose product is annotated as opossum. Gene Ontology annotation, cellular component: membrane. The transcript has 2 exons. Lineage: Eukaryota; Metazoa; Arthropoda; Insecta; Diptera; Drosophilidae. The coding region runs from base 61 to 789 and encodes 242 amino acids. The record is from RefSeq and is marked reviewed.